CAAAAACAAGAUUGGGUGCUUUCUUUUUUAGUUUGUGACGUUUGCUAAAAAAAACUAAAAAAAUAGUUUAUGUUUCCGUUAGUUUGAUGUGAAUUACGUUUAUUUAAUUAACUAAGUUAUGUUUAGGUGUAGUGGUUUAAUUUUUUACUAAAAUCUCGGCGGAUUUAAAUAGAACAUGGAGGAUUACGCGUUGGACCCCUACGAGCAACAACUACUAAAAGUCUUCAACAGCCACGACCGAGACAACUGCGGCAGCCUGGACUCCGCAGGACUAACCCAGCUCUGCCAAACCCUGCAGCUCGAAGAGCACGGCACCAGCCUGGUCAAGUGCCUCCUGCAGGACAAACGCCACCGCGUCAACUUCGCCGACUUCAAAGACGCCCUCCUCGCCCUGCUCGGCAACAUGCAACAAACCACCAAAACCGCCACCGACGAGAAAUCCUCCCCGGAGCGCGAGGUCUCCCCCAAGUUCGUCUACGGCUCCAAGAAGUACGGCCGGCGGUCUCGUCCCCGCCUCGAACCCCCCGCCAACGAACACGACCCGCCCGACAAACCCCCGCAAACCUGCAACGUGCAACGGUCCAACUCCAACGCCGAGGUCUCGUCCAAGAAGCGCAAGACCAACUACAGGCUGCAACGGUGCGCCUCGCUGCCCGCCGGCGACGAGCCCGCCGACGAUCCGGAGCUCGUCUGCACCGAGGAGAUGCUGCGCGAGGCCUGGAAGAAGCUGGCCGUCGGCCAGGACGGCCAUUUGAACCAGACCGAAUUGAUAUUGGUCUGCGACGCCAUCGGGUUGCGCCGGCUCGCCGAAGGCGUCAUCAGACAGCUGUCGGACAAGCUGGCGCUCAAUCGCGACCACAAGAUCAGCUUCCAGGAGCUGUUGAACAUCCUUCGACAAGACGAUACUUGGUACGAGGUGCUCAAUCGACCGUCGAUCGACGAGACCGGUUCCGUGCCGAGUUCCGGCGACGGAUUGUUUCCCGAUUCUCGGACGUUCCAUUUGGUCACGCUCGGACCGGACGGGAACGGUACCAUCACCGCCGACAGUCUCAUAGAAAUGUGGGAAUCCGUCGGGAUACAUUCGCCCAAGGAGCUGCUGCACGAGCUGGGCUUCGAUUGCAGACGUAUCAAUAUACUGGAUCUGGCCGAUGUGCUCGACAAGCAAAUCAAAGGUAUCAACGAAGUGACCAGGAGUAAAUACCAAAGUCCGCAAGUCGCUCUAUUACAGGCGAGUUUGGCUCUCUACCAGUCCGAGAUCAAAACGUUCAAGAACCUGCUGGAGCAAAUGCACGUCGAGCGCGAGAAGCUCAAAUGUCACGUGACGGAAGCCAACAACAGGGCCACCCUAUUGGCCCAAGAGGUCGACGACAACCAUUCGAGAAUGGAGCAGAACACCGUGAAUCAAGUGAAAUUGUUGGAGCAACGCCACGCCGACAUCGUCAAAGAACUGACGGCGCAAUUCGCCAAAGACAAGGAUCAAUCGGUGCAGGCGAAUCGGUCGCUCGAAGAGAAGAUCUCGACGUUGGAAGUGGAAGUGGGCAAGCUGAAGAACGAUCUGUCGGUGGCCGGGAAGUACUCGUUGAAUUUGGAGAAGGACAAUCGGAGCCUUUCGAUGAAAAUCGACGAAUUGGAACGGGACAAGGACCGGCUGUCGGGCCGCAUCGAAACGUUGGAGGGCGAGACGCAGAAGUCCUGCGAGAUGGAGCGGCGCGAGAACGAUUUGCUGUUGGGCAAAUUGGCCUCGUUGCGCACGGAAAACGACCAAUUGAAGGACAAAAACGACGAGAUGGCGUCCGAAAUCGAAAGUCUCUCCAAUCAGGUGGCUAGCAUGCGCACUAAAGUGUCGAGUACGCCGGCGAAAAUCAAUUCGUUGGAUCAAUCGAUGGACGAGAACAUAUCGAUCAUAUGCGAGGGCGUCGGCGUCGGCGUCGGCGCCAAGCGUCGCAACCAGUACUCGCCUUCUAAGGAGAACCAUCUGUUCGGUAUCGAUAAGAGCCCGCGAUUGGGCAAGAUCAGGAAGUACGGGACGCGAUCGGAGGCCGUCGAGGGGCCUUUUACGUCGAGCGAGAGCGGCUUCGACGGCGAAGGGGAUUAUUUGGAUUCCUCGUCGUCGGUAUCGACCAACGACAACGACGAAUUGGUCCGGUUGCAGUCGAAGGUGGCCUUUUUGGAGCAGAUACUCAAACAGAACGGCGUUCCGCUGCCGCAAAGCUACGAGAAAUCGAACACGAACGCCCACUACCUGACCGGCCGGAUCAGUGACCUGGAGAGGCUGAUCAGAAACGUGAAAGAAGCGAUGCGGGCGCUGAUCGACAGCGACGAUCUCGACCGCGACCGGCUCAGAAAAUUCGGCGAGAAACUCGACAGGACCCUGUUAGGCGAUUGCCCGCCCGAUUCGAUCACCGUCGAAUCCCAAACGGACCCCUUCGAGCACUUCGAAGCCAAAGCGAACGAGCUCGAAACGGAGAACAGAUCACUGGCCGGCAAAUGCGCCGACUUGGAGAGCUGCGUGGAACUGCUCAAAAACGAGUACGAAAAGUGCGAAGACUACUGGCAGAACUUGGUGGACGAGGAGCGGCAGAUGUACGAGGCCGAGCAGAAGGUCAACAGCGACAAACUGGCCGAGCUGAUACUGAAGAUGCAGGACUACGAGGAGCAGUACGCCGAGAAGGACGCCCGCCUGCCGGCGAUCGAGGAGCGGUACAAUUUGGAGAAGCAGUUCACCGAUUUGGAGGAGGAGUUCGAAUCGUACAGGGAGCGCAGCGAGACGAUUCUGUCGCAGAAGGACGACGAAAUUCGAUUGCUCAAAGAGAAACUGACCGAAUUGGCGUUGAGGCAACGCAACGACGUGGCGGUACAAGCUCAAACCGAUUCGGAAUCGGAGCGGGUGUACAAGAAAAUGCAGAACCUCUCGUGUUAUUUGAUCGAAAACACCGAUCGGUACCCGGAGGAUAUGCAAACUCGACAACAACAACAACAAAACGUUUGGAAUCCGGAUUGGCAGGAAUCGGCCAAAUCGCUGCCGGUCAAUUUCGAAUUGUACAAUUCGACGGGGGCCCCUUCGACGUCUUGCAGCACCGCCAGCUUGGAUCAGCCCUCGUCGCCGGGCACGCCGUGUCGACCGAAGAGGACGAAGAAAUACAACAAAACCAUCUACAAGAAAACCGAACAGGGCCACACGGAAGCGAAAUCCGCCGAAGCCGUCGAACAGAAGAUCCUCAUUCCGUUGAAAUCGUUCCACAGCCUGAGCGCCCGACGGAACUUCCUCGAGCAGCGCGUGCGCCACCUGCAGUUCUGCCUGCAACAGCAGAAGAUGUGCAACGAACAAACGCUGCAACGUUUUUGGCACCAAUUCAACGGCGAGCGCGUCGAUCUGCACGCGAAGCUGCGCUACCUGCAGGAGAAGCUCGACCAGCAGGUGUCGAUCAGUCGCGAGCAGCUGGACAAACUGGAAAAGACUGAUAUGCUGGUGAAGGAUCUCUACGUGGAGAAUUCCUAUCUGAUAGCGAGCGUGCAGAGAUUGGAGCAGCGUUGCCACAUUUUGUCGCAGUGCAACAAUCCGAGUUCGGUGUAGGUGGAAUAUGGCGGAAACGUUUCCAGUGAAUGUUAUCUUUAACGUAUUAUUUAUUUUACUGUAUAUAUUUCUCGUGUAACUGAGGUACAAAAGUUUUUAAACUGGUCGCUUUUGAUUGUGUUUUCAAUCGAACAAAUUUGGUUGUUGCCUUAUUGACGUUUGACAACAGGAUAUUUUAUAUUGACAGAUAAGAAUUGUUGAUUUUAGCGAAUUUUUGUGAUUUGACACAAACUUUGACAGUUUGUUAUAUUUCAAAUGAGUGCUAGAUUGUCGAAAUUGAUUGAUUAAAAGUCAAAUAUUUAUAUAAUCUAACUAAACACAUUUGUUGAGUUGAGGUCGUCGUGUUCUUUUUUAAUUUAUUUUUAACCUGUUAAUUCGCAUUGUAACGCUAGUUUUUAGUUAAAUUAUACGAAUAAGUCACCGAAGGUUUGCCCUAAUAUAGUACAUGUUAUUUUUUUCUUAGAUUUUAUCGCAUAUCAAGAGGCAUCUAUUUUAAUUGUAAUAUCGAUUUAAUGUGAGCUAAUCAAAUUUCAAAUAAUCUUGCUAUUUUUAUAUACGAGCAGUUCCUAUGCUAUAUUUUUUCCAUCGAUGUACUUAGUAUGUUUUAAGCCUCGAAUUAAUAUGUAUAUUACUAACUCAGGGUAGUUUAAAUUUAUAUUUCUUGCAGUUAAAUUAGUCUUGUUAUAAUUGCCAUAGAGUGUACAUAUUAUUAAACUUUAAUAGAGUUUAUAUACUACUUUAAAAGCUUGUAACAAAUAAUGCGCCUCAUAUUUACUUCUUUCAACGAUUAUGUACAUUCACUAUUGCUUGGGCUAGUUUGUGUAUUUGUUAAAAACAUUGCCAUUUUUGAAAUUAAAAUGGUAUUUGUUGCACCUGAUUCAAGAAUGUCUGCUCUAGAUGUUUGUCGAGAGUGAGGUUGUUUUCGAUUUACUGGGAAAUUAGCAUUAAGCCGGUAUUAUUAUUAUUAACGAAAUUGUGCCUCUACUAUUUAUUAUUAAACGUUUAUUAUCCAAAGAACUGUAAGAUAUUGUUAAAUGAUUUUGAACAAAGUGUCAUAUUAAUGAAAAAGUAAGUGAAUAAAAAAAACCGAUAAAUA
Phyllotreta striolata is the source of this 4670-nucleotide messenger RNA. The record is from the annotation of a GenBank genome assembly. NCBI's taxonomy places the organism in Eukaryota, Metazoa, Arthropoda, Insecta, Coleoptera, Chrysomelidae.